AUGUCUUCAAAUUCUCCAGAAUAUGGUCUUCAUGUUCGUAAGCAGCGACAACAGCAAGAACAGGAGCAGCAAGAAAGAGUGGCAAACAGCAACGAAAACCUGUUACAACAAGACCCAUCGAAUGAAUCACACCAAUGCGAGACAGCAGGUACGAAAAGACCAUAUCCUUGGCCCGAGCCCGCCGUCCUUCAGCCCCGACUGGAAUCGUCGACGCAUGCUCGGUCAAUUAUUGGAGUUCAAUCCAUCCUGAAUCCCACCGAGGGUGGCAACUCGCAGGUUGACAAACGACUUACCCAAGACAGCAACAACAGGAACAACACGAUGGAGUUGCUUCGACCUCCUACAUUACCUCCGUCCCCUCAACGACGUAGCUCUUCCUCACCCCUCCUCGCUCCCAUCUCAAAGUCGAUCAGCAAACCAUACCUUCAGCACGCCGGAGGAUCGUCAGUUUCACCACCUCACCCUCCUCGUCGUAUCAUCACACCCGUCUCGCCCGCCCUACGCCACGCCAGUGUUAGUGGAAACCAUAACAUCGGUACUGGAUCUGUUGGUGCAACAGGCAACAGCGGUACUGGUGCAGGAAAAGUCACGGUAUCUCAAUCGCCAUUUGUGCAAGAGUUGUCUGCAGGUGUCUACAGCACUCCGGGACACGGACGAGGAUCAUCAGGUCCGACUGCAACAUCCAUUGAGUACUCGUCAACAUCGAGGUACUCACCACAACUGGCCGUCUCGAUCCCCGGCCGGAACCCACCGCCUCUGCAAAUUUCUCGCCAUUCGACUCCGACUUUCCAUCAACACAGCCGUCAUCUCAGUGGUGGACUGGCCACCAAUCCAAGUUCACAAGCAUCCAGCCCCAGUACACCGCAUUCCACGUUUAGUUCAUUCGUGCCAUCACCUUCUAUUACAUCGGGCAUACUUCCACCUCUGGGACAGUCUGCAUCGCUACCUCCUUCGUCAGUGGGAUUGGACUCUGCCUCACAAUCUCCUUUCAUGGGCAUGGACCCUUUGAGUCGUACGCCGAGUCGUAUGAGUGGCUCAAGAUAUGGUGAUGAUGCUCAUUCCGGCGUUGCAUAUCCCGGCCCAACCGACUUGCUAAGUCAAGCAGGAAAUCAGGUUCAGUAUAGCGGCAGUCCCAUGAUCCCAGUCACCAUUGACUUGAAAUCCGGAUCAAGAAGCCAAGCCGAGAAACGAAAAGCAAACAGUGACGCUUCAAGACGGUUCCGCAACCGAAAAAAGAACGAAGCUGCCCUUGAGCAGAGGAUCAACCAGCUCAAUGAACAAAUGCAAUUUUUGACUGAAGAAAGAGACUUUUAUCGUAACGAAAGAAACUUUUUCAGGGACACAUUGAGUGAACACGUUGGCAUCGCGCAGAUGCCGCCUCGUCCCUCUUCUCCUGCGCCUCAACGUCGCUAUACUCAAUCAACAGCUAGUCCUGGUGAUCAGCCGUCGCCAGCGGAUUCACAUCAACAAGCCAUUGGCAUUGGGGGAGAGAUGAUGUCCAAGAGUAUUAGCACCGGGACCUCCUCGUCACUGGCAUCAACCACGCAACGCAUGCUCCCUACUCCAGCGUCUGGUUCUGACGCUUUGUCGUAUGCAUCGUCUGCUGCAGGUUCACACCACCCCGAAUCGUGGCAGAGCGCGAAUCCUCCUGCUGGUAAUUAUCAACAUCAUCCUUAUCGGGACGAUGUGCGGUAUAUGCCAAAUAUGAGGUGA
Molecule: messenger RNA, 1713 nt
Organism: Talaromyces amestolkiae
Lineage: Eukaryota; Fungi; Ascomycota; Eurotiomycetes; Eurotiales; Trichocomaceae
Exons: 1
Coding region: 1-1713 (570 amino acids)
Biological process (GO): regulation of DNA-templated transcription
Molecular function (GO): DNA-binding transcription factor activity
Source: RefSeq, a predicted model, not a curated record